AGAGCCUGACUUAUCUUCACUGCUGUCAUCGAGGCUGCCAGUAUUUUUAGGGGACAGCAGCAGCUGCAAAAGCAUUUAAUGGUCUUCUACGAACAAUGACACUAGGGGUGUCUCAGGACUAAACGCCACAGAGAUUGUGGGACUGCUGGAGCGAUCAAAGGAAAGCUGUCUGUUAAGACUAAAAUCAUCUUAAAAGGGGCAUGUAAAAGAUUUGGCAAAAUGGGCAGGUGACACUGGUUAACGAGGAGGACAUAUUCCCAAGAAAUUUACAGAAGAGAAAAAGGAUUAUUCUUUUAUAAACCCACUACCGCUGGAAGUGAAGGCCAAGUGAAGCAGGAGAAGCUGGUUGCCACGGAAUGUAUAUUGACAGUUGUCUCUAAGGACUGAAGAGAGAGACUUGAUAAACAGCCGGACAACAACAUUCUUCCAAAGUAAUAUAGAGACUGAAUGCCUGUAGCCUGUCAAUCUGAGCGGAGGUUGGCAAGCGAGCAGGGAUGGAUGUGUUUGGUGGAGCGCCACGUUUCCUGGCCUACCCUCGUCCUGUGGUAGUACAAAGUGGCACAGAUGCAGUUCUGAAAUGCCAAAUUGGGGGGGAUCCCAGACCAGCAGUUAUAUGGGAGAGAAACAAUGAGAAGAUUCAUCCAGAGGGCAGAUAUCGGGUGUUUGAGGAUGGCAAUGUCUAUAACCUUAUCAUAACCUCUGUGACAAUGGAGGACAGUGGGCAAUACAUCUGCAAGGCCAAGAACUGCAUUGGAGAGACUUACGCAGCAGCCACUUUGAAAGUAGAAGGUGAAGCACAGGAGAUGGAAUUUCGGGAGGAAAACAAGCCCCGCUUCCUCAUCAAGCCCCUCUCGACUAGAGUUGGACGAGGAGAAGAUGCUGUGUUCUCCUGUAAGCUAUGGGGAAAUCCUAGACCAGAAGUGAUGUGGGAGAAGGAUGGCAAAAAGUUAAAUGAGAUCUUUGAAAGCACACAUUUCGCCAUCAGCUAUCAAGAUGGAGGAUGGUUCCAACUAAAGAUUUUCAAGACAAGAGCACCAGAUGGAGGGGUGUACACAUGCAAGGCCAGGAAUGAAUCUGGAGAAAGUCUGGCGGGGGCUGUGCUAUUGGUGGAUGCUGGACCAGGACAUGAAGAUGAAGGGAACCGUAAUGGAUACACUAAUGGCCACUGGAAAGCACAUCAGGGAAAACAGAGAAGUGGCAGGCAGGUUGCGACUAGGCUGAAAGAUGACCCACUGCCAAACUCAGCCAAAGUGAAAAUGUUUGCAGUGACGGAAGGGAAACAUGCAAAAUUCCGGUGCUAUGUAACAGGGAAGCCAAAACCAGAAAUAUUAUGGAGGAAAGAUGGGAGACUUAUCUUGUCUGGGAGACGGUAUCUUUUGUAUGAAGACAGAGAGGGUUACUUCACACUUAAAGUUCUCUACUGCAAACAACAGGACAAUGGAGUUUAUGUCUGUUCUGCUUCAAACACUGCAGGGCAAACCUUGAGUGCUGUACACCUUAUCGUCAAAGAGCCACCUGUCCGAUUUAAGCAACCACUGAAUGACUUGCAAGUAUGGGAGAGGGACUUGGCUGUUCUUGAGUGUGAAGUUCCUGAGGACUCUGUUCCAAUCACAUGGUACUUAGAAGACAGACGACUACAGCCUGGAGCCAAAUAUGGGAUGGAGGAGUGGGGUACAAAACGCAGACUUACAAUCCGUGAUAUUGGAGUUGAUGACGAUGGGAUAUAUCUCUGUGAGAUGGCUGAUGGGGGCAGAAGCAUUGCAGAGGUAGCAGUCAAAGGUACCAUUGUAAGAAAACUGCCACGAAAAGUUGACGUUCUAGAGGGGGAAAAUGCAGCCUUCUGUGUGGAAGUGGAGGAGGAAGAAAUGGACAUUCAUUGGUACAAAGAUGGAACAGAACUACGGGAGACCCAUCAGACCAUUCUCAAAUCCUUUGGAAGGACACACAUCUUGGUUUUUGUCAACACCACACCACAAGACUCUGGUAUGGUCAUGUUUUAUGUGGGUAGAUCAAAGACGUCGUCACAGCUACGGGUGAAAGCUGCAAGGCACUGUCCACCAAGCUGUCCUAUCGGGGUACAAAUAAACACAGAACGAGCAAAUGCAGCUCUCCUUUCCUGGUUUCCAGCACAAGACUCUCGGAAGAAUCCACCUUCAGGGUAUAUAAUUGAGAGGCAAGAGGUUGGCUCACAAGAGUGGCUGCAAUGUUUGACCACAGACUCUGCGACCUCAGUGGAGAUUCUUGGUGACAGCGUUCCAUGCGAGGCAGACUACAGAUUUCGGAUAUGCAGUGUCAACAAAUAUGGAAGAAGUGGGAAUGUAGAGUUUCCUCGAGCAGUUCACCUUGUUCCAGUUGCCAGAAUCCAAGCACCUCUACAAGAUGCUUUAGUGCCAGAGGGUCAGGAUGCCUGCUUUACCAUUGAGCUGUCUGCCUCAGUUAUAGGCACUUGGUUCUUAAAUGGAAAUCAGCUUCAAGACGAUGACCGUUUCUCCAUAAGGCGUUCACGAACACACCAGUCUCUACGCAUUCGUGGGGUACGGGACACAGACAAUGGAGCAGAGAUCACCUUCAUUGCCUAUGGAAUUCGAGAUUCUGCUGCUUUGUAUAUACAAGCUCCACUGGUAAAAUUCACUCCACUUUCUGAAAUGGAUCGAAACAAAUUUGUGGAGGUCGGUAACCCUAUAGUGCUCUACUGUGAGCUGUCAGACCCCGAGGCACCGGUUCGUUGGUAUAAGAACGGUGUUGAACUUCAAUCAAUGGAAGGUCUGCACAUCCAGUCAGAGGGAACAAUGAGGAGAAUUGUCAUCCAAUCAGCUGAUUUCUCCCACUCAGGAGUUUACAGUUGUGAUGCUAUUGAUGACGUCAUCAGGUUUAACGUGGAGGUUGAGGCCCCACCAGUGAGGUUCAUCGUUGUUCUGGAGGAUGAGAGGAACAAGUCCAUUGAAGCAGGCUCACCGAUAGCACUGCAAUGUGAGCUCUCAGAUCCACUCGCCCAGGUCUCCUGGUAUAAAGAUGGUGUGAAACUUCUACCACAAAGUGGACUAGACUUCAGGUCCAAGGGCACACAGAGGCAACUGACUGUCCCGUCAGCUGAAUUUUACCACUCAGGGGUGUACAGCUGCAAGACAAGGGGUGAUGCUGUCCACUUCAAUGUGGAUGUUAAAGCCCCACCUGUGAGGUUCUCCGCUGUCCCUGAGGUUAAGCGGAGAAAGUGCAUUGAAGCAGGCUGGCCCAUUGUUCUGCAGUGCGAGGUUUCAGACUCUACUGCACAAGUCCAGUGGUACAAAGAUGGGGAUGAGCUCCUUUUAAAAUCUGGAGUAGACUUCAAAUCAGAUGACUGCAUGAGAAUACUCAGUAUUCAAUCAGCACACCCGUCUCAUGCCGGUGUGUACAGCUGCUCAACAAAGGAUGAUGUCAUCAAGUUUCAUGUGGAGAUAAGAGCUGUGACGGUGAGGUUCUCAGCUGUUCCUGAAGCUGAGAGGAAUAAAUGCAUUGAAGCCGGUGGCCACUUUGAACUCCACUGUAAGGUCUCAGACCCUACAGCCCAAGUCAGCUGGUUCCACAAUGAUACAGAGCUUCAGCCUGAGACUGGUUUGGAUAUUCAGUCAGAGGGAGAUGAAAGGACACUGGUAGUUAAUCCAGCUGAGCCCAGUCAUUCUGGAUUGUACCGCUGUGAAUCAUCUGAUGACUCUGUCCAGUUCACAGUGGACAUCAAAGACGCACCAGUGAUGCUCUCAGCAUUACCAGACACAGAGAAGAACCAGAUGGUUGAAGCAGACUACUCCACUGAUUUGCACGGUGAGAUCUCAGAUCCAAAUGCCAAUGUGUGUUGUUACAAGGAUGGUGUAGAGCUCAUCUCAAAAAGUCAGCCUCAUAUCAAAUCGGAGUGUACCAGGAGGACGUUAGCUGUCAAGACAGCACAGCCCUCUAACUCUGGAUGGUACGACUGUGUGAGAACGGGUGAUGUCAUCCAGUUUAAUGUUCAAGACCAAGUGCCGCCACCAACAUUUUUGGCUGAUCCUGAAGUUCAGAAGACCAUAUGUACUGAAGAAAUGGAACCUGUUGCAUUACAUUAUGAAAUUUCAAAUACCACUCUACAUGUCAGCGAGACAAAAGAAGAAAAGGUCAUGCUUCCUCAAUCUGAGCCUGAACCUGAAUUUCAACCUGAUUUGAACCUUGAUUCCAAAUUUGAAUUUGAACCCAAAUCUGAAUCUGAAGUUCACUCAGAGCUGUCCAGAGGAAGUGUAGCCAUCCACACACCAGAGACAUCUCUUUUUCAAGUAAACAGCCAAAAGAUGAUCCCAGAUGAUCCCAUCCCAUUUGAAAUGGACCAAGCAGAACUGUCUCACUAUGAGGUGUUCAGUGGUGAGACCUUUGAUGACUCUGUCCAGUGCACUGUGGAUAUAAAAGAAGAGUUCCUGAGAACUUCAGGAACUGAGGCUGAGAUCAGAUCUGAUAAAGAGAACAACAAUCUCUCCACGGAAAGAUCUGGAGAAGAGAUUCAGUGGGAUACCCCAGUGUCUUUACCUACAACCGUCAGAUUGAUUGAAGAGGAACAACAGCCACAGCCGAUGCUGCAACCACAGCUACAACCAAUGCUGCAACCACAGCUACAACCAAUGCUGCAACCACAGCAACAACCAAUACUAAAACCAGAACUACAACCACAGCUACAACCAAUACUACAACCAGAACAACAACCAAUGCUACAGCCACAGCUACAACAAAUGCUACGACCACAACUACAACCAAUUCUAAAACCACAGUUACAACCAAUAGUACAACCAGAGAUACGACCACUGCUACAACCAAUGCUACAACCACAACUACAACCAAUGCUACAACCACAGCUGCAACCAGCAAGUCAGAUAAAUACGCCAGUUUCUGAAGAUGAAGGCUCAAAUCACAUUGCAAUCGAACAGAGUGACAUGGAUCAAGAUGUCUUAGCUUUUAAGGUGGAUGUUGAAGCUUCAAGGACAAAUUCCACACCAGUUUGUGGAAUGGAUGAGAGCACUGAUGCAGACUGUUCCAGUGUACUGCUAACUGAGAAAUCUGACCACACAAUCCAAGAAAAAUCCAUAUCCUGCCAAGAAGAUGAGACAACCGUAAUAUUCAAUAAACCUACAACAAAGAAAGAACUCAUCCAGUCAUCAGAGAUGUGUUCGCAAGAAGCAUAUGUGACUGUUACCAAGGAUGAAUUUAUUGUACAUCAAGAGGAAGUGAAAGAACUUUGUCAUAAAGCAGAAUUCUUUACGCUACCACCAGAAGUUGUCAGACCCACUGAAGGUGAUUCUCCAGUUCACUGUUACAACGACAGAAUACAGUGCUACUCUGAAAGUGAACAUAUGCUUGAAUCAGAGGAAAGUGUUCGAAGAUUGAAUGUUCCAGUUAUAGACUUGGGUCAAUCAGGCGUAAACAUCUACAAGGGAAAGGAUGAAGACAUAAUAUUUAAGGUGGAUGUCAAAGCUACAUCUUUGCAAACUCCAACUAUCCAUGAGACUGACAGGAGCAAGUCAAAUGAUGGAACAGAUAUUGCUAAUUUUACACAACCUGAGGUAUCGCACACAAUGGCAGAGGUGUGUCCGUACAAGAAAGGUGAGGAACUCCAAGAAUGUGACAUUAUCCCCCAAUCUAAGGAUAUUUGCAAAGCUCUUGUUGUGAAAACAGCUGAGCCAUCUCACUCUGGAGAACAUGCUUGUGAGACAGAUGAUGUCACCGUCCAGUUUGCAGUGGACCUACCAGCUCCUCCUGUGACGUUCUCCAGUGUCCCUGAGGCUCAACGGACCAUAUGCAUUGAAUCAGGAAGACCCUUUAAACUACAAUGUGAAGUCUCAGACCCUGAUGCACAAGUGCGAUGGUACAAAGAUGGGAAUGAGCUUCCUCAAGAUGGUAUGGUUACUGUGUAUGAGGAAGCGAUGAGAACACUUUCUGUGCAAAGUGCUGAAUUAUGUCACAGUGGAACAUAUAUCUGCCAGACAAACAAUGAUGCCAUCUCAUUCCAUGUGGAAAUCAAAGCUCCGUCACUGAAGUUCAUUCCAAUUUCAGAAGUGGAGAAGAACAAGUCCACUGAAGUAGACUCACCAAAUGUUCUGAAAUGUGAUCUAUCAGACGCAACCAUUGAGGUGCUCUGGUGCAAAGAUGGUAAAGAACUGGCCGCAAACCAUGGGCUCAAUUUCCAAACAGAUGAAAAUAUGGGGAAACUAACUGUUCAAUCAGCAGAACUGUCUGAUACUGGAAACAACACCUGUCAUGCUCCAGGUGAUACUGUAUCAUUCAAGGUGGACAUUAAAGCACACCCUAUUAGGUUCUCAGCACUCCCAGAAAUUGCGAGGAACAAGUUUAUCGAAGCAGGCUGUCCCAUUAUACUUCAGUGUGAAAUCUCAGAUCCUACUGCCCAAGUUUCCUGGCUCAAAGAUGGAGUCGAACUCCAACAAGACAGUGGACUUGACAUCCAGUCAGAGGGCACUAUGAGGAGAAUGAUCAUCCAGUCAGCUGAGCUCAAAAACUCAGGCGUGUACAGCUGUGAGGCUGUAGAUGAUCGCAUAGCAUUCAAGGUGGAUGUUGCAGCUCCACCAGCGAUGUUCUCAGCUGUUCCUGAGAUUGAGAAGAACAAGUCCGUUGAAGCAGGCUGGCCAAUCAUUCUCCAAUGUGAGAUAUCUGAUCCUACAGCCCUGGUCCAAUGGUACAAGGAUGGAUUACAGCUCUUACCUCAAUCUGGGGUUUACAUCCAAACACAGCACACCUUGAGGACACUGGUUAUCCAAUCAGCAAAUGUAUCCCACUCUGGGUUUUACAGUUGUAAUACUGCUGAUGAUAUCAGCGAAUUUUUUGUGGAUGUUAAAGCACCUCCUGUGACAUUUGCCUACAUACCAGAAGAUGAUCUGCACAGAAAUAUUGUGGAACAAGACAAUCUACUCCUUUGCUGCCAAUUGUCGAGGUCAGAUGCUACUGCACAAUGGUACAAGGAUGGAGUAGAGCUAAAGUCUAGUGACAAUGUCCUCAUAGAGGCAGAAAACACUAUACGAAGACUGAUCGUCCUUUCAGCUCAACUAUCAGAUUCUGGGACGUACACCUGUCGUGCCGGAGAUAGUGCAUUAGCAUUUAAAGUUAACGUAAGAGAACCUCCAGUAAUGAUUGUAUAUCCAAAGGAAGAUGUCCACCUUGAUCGCUACGUUCCUGAAGAAAUUGUCCUCAGUUGUGAACUUUCACGGCCAAAUGGAAAGGUCACAUGGUUUAAGGAUGGACAGAAACUACAGGAGAGUGAAAACAUAAAGCUAAAGUCAGAAGGUCCAUACAGACGACUAAAAAUUCUCCACAGUGGAGUUGAAGACUCUGGAGAAUAUGUCUGUGACACAGCUGAUGAUUCAAUAUUCUUCCAUAUAAACAUUAAAGAACCACCGGUGCGCAUAGUUUCUCCAAGUCAGUCCCAAAUGGAACUUUGCCAACAGACAUCUGAGAGGAUGGUCCUGAGCUGUGAAAUCUCCAGACCAAAUGCUGCUGUACGGUGGUAUCGAGAUGGACUUGAGGUGGAAGAGAGUGACAGCCUAAUUCUGGAGGUUGAUGGUGUCUACAGGAGACUUAUUAUCCCCAAACCCACUGUCAAAGACUCGGCAGAAUAUGUCUGUGACACUGCUGAUGACUCUGUGACCUUCUUUGUCAACAUUGCAGAGCCACCAGUUAGAUUUAUUCGGCCAAGGAAAAUGGCCUAUGGAGUAGAGAAACUUGUUGGAGAUAUUGUGGUUCUUGAGUGUGAAGUAUCUCGACCAAAUGCUGAAGUUAGUUGGAAGAAGGAUGCAGAAGAGAUUGAAGAGAACAGCAACUUAACUAUCACAGAGGAUGGCACAAGUCGACAAUUAACCAUUCACUCUGCAGCUUUUGAAGACGCGGGGCAAUAUGUAUGUGAUGCUAGAGAUGACGUGAUGGAUUUCUUAGUGAAAAUCAAAGAUCCACCACUAAUAAUUCUACGGAAAUCUGACAUAGAAACAAAACGCAGAUUUCUAGCAUCUGAUGCCAUAGUGUUAAAAUGUGAAAUCUCAAGACCAAAUGGGGUGGUCAGUUGGCUUAGAGACAAUGAGAAGAUUGAGGAAAAUGAGCAUUUCAUCUGUGAAGAGGAAGGCACAUUUAGAUCCCUGAUUGUCCUGAGCGCUGAGUUGAAGGACUCAGGGGAGUACAUAUGUGAUGCACAAGAUGAUAAAGUUGUCUUCAGUGUUACUGUAGAAGAGGCUCCAGUGUCCAUUGUUGGAAAUUCAGAGAAGCCAGAACACCAAAUUUUAAUGACAGGAGAUGAGCUAAUCCUGGAAUAUGAGGUAUCUCGGGUAAAUGCUAUAGUCCAGUGGUACUUUAAUGGACAUUUACUACAAGAAGAUUCACGCACACACAUUGAAAGCAGAGACACAACAAGGAAGCUUGUGAUAUCAAGACUUCAGACAUCUGACUCUGGAGAGUAUAUCUGUGAUGCCAUUGAUGACAAAAAGAUAAGCGGACUAACAGUUCAAGAACCACCGUUCACAUUCAUCAAAAAAGAUGAAAGAACAAAUAUUUCAGCCUAUGAAGAAGACAGUCUGACACUACGUGCCACUGUUAACAGGGUCAAUGCCCCAGUUAAAUGGCAGAGGGGCCAUGAUCCAGUCAGAGGUGAUCGUUUCCACACAACAAGUGAUGGUAACACCCACUACCUCACUAUUAACCCACUUAAGAAAAGUGAUAUUGGAGAAUACAUGUGUCAUGUGGGAUCUGACGAGAUGCAUUUCAGUAUCAACGUUAAAGCAAUGAAGGUGAAGUUCUCCAAACCACUAGAAAACACAGCGGGACUCAAAGGUAGUGAUGUGGUUUUAAAAUGUGAACUGUACAAAUCAAAAGGAGAUGUUCAGUGGCUUAAGGGCAGCCAAGAGAUUGCACCAAAUAGACAUUUUACAAUCAGAGCUGAGGGUCGAGUGCGAAGCCUGACAAUACACAAUGUCACAGAAGAUGAUGCAGGAGAAUAUGCUUGUGAAUCUAAAGAUGAAAGGACAUCAGCAACUGUAGUGGUCAACAUCCCUCGCAUUGUGGAGUUUAUUGCAGAGAUACACAACAUAACUGUCAUGGAAGGAGAAGACGCAACAUUUAAGUGUGUGGUAUCUCCAGAGGAUGCAAAGUUGGUCUGGUUUAAGAAUGGCCUGCCAAUUUCAUCAAAUGAGAAGUUCAACAUCUCAAGUAAUGGAUUAUGCCAUAUGCUGCAUAUCAACAACUGCCAAGUCUUGGAUAGCUGCAAGUUGACAGCCGAGGCUGAAGGUGUGAUUUCCAGAGCAAUCCUACAGGUCCAAGAGGCACAGGUGCUUUUCACAAAGAUCAUGGACACAGUGGUUGCAGAGGAGUUUGGUGAGGCAACACUUGAGGUGGAGGUCAGCCUUGAGACUGCCGAGGUGCAGUGGAUGAGACAAGGAGUGGUUAUACAUCCAGGGUCCAAGUUCACCCUGAAGCAGAAUGGCCCAAAACAUUCUCUCACAAUCCACAAACUCACCCUUUCAGACCGAGGCACCUACAGCUGUGAAACCCUUCAUGACCGCACACAAGCCAAGCUCACUGUGGAACCAAGAAAAAUCAAGAUUCGGAAAGGUCUAACGGAGAUCCAGACUUACGAACGAGAGACGGCUUCUUUUGAGGUGGAGCUGUCACAUGGCAAUGUGGAUGGUGUGUGGCAGAAGGAUGGGCACAUUCUCAAAAACAACAACCGAUUGCGUAUGACUGCAAAAGGACGAGUACACAGCCUAACCAUCUCCAACCUAACCUUGGAUGACACUGGCACCUACAUAUUCUCUGUAGAGAACGUCAGAUCACUAGCAAGAUUGGAAGUUAAAGAAAUUCCAGUAUCAAUUCUAAAAAAGCUUGAGGAUAUCAGGCAACCAGAAGGAUCUGGUGUAACCCUCGAAUGCGAGCUGUCGCGCCACAAUGUGGACGUCAAGUGGACAAAGAAUGAAGUUCAGCUUAAACCAGGAAAAAGUCAUCGCAUUUACUCAAUGGGAAGAAAAUGCUUUCUACAGAUACUGAAGUGUGAACUGGGAGACUCCGGUUCAUAUGUGUGUGAUGCUGGGGAUGCCACAACAUCCUGUUCUGUGGAUAUCUAUGAGAGGGAAUUUGAGAUAAUACAAAGUUUGGAGGAUCUGGAUAUUCAAGAAGGUCAGAAUGCAGUGUUCAUGUGUGAAGUGUCCCUGGAUGAUGUGCCUGGAGAGUGGUUUAAGAAUGGCGAAAAGAUAAAACCAACCAGCACCAUCAAGAUUCGUCAAGAAGGGAUAAAGCACUUCCUCCUAAUUUGCAAUGUUAAAGAAGACGAUUCCGGGGAAAUCAAGUUUGUUGCCAAGAAUGUGGAGACUACAGCUUACCUUGAGGUGGAAGCACUACCAGCAAACAUUGUGAAGCCACUUCAGGACAAGACUGCUCUGGAAAAAACCCGCGUCAUACUGGACUGCACUGUGACCAAUCCGCGUUGCAGCAUUCGCUGGUAUAAGGGACCGAAUGUCAUCCUGCCCUCAGAGCGCUUUGAGAUCUGCAGUGAAGGGUGCUAUCGAAAACUUGUGAUUCAGCAGGUGUUGCUAGAAGAUGAGGGCACUUACAGCGUCCAAGUUGGAAACUACACAUCUUCGGCAAAGCUAACUGUUGAAGCUCAGUCAAUCCUAAUGGUGAGAGAGCUGCAGGAUACGGAUGUGACAGCUUCUGCAGACGCAUGCUUUGAAUGUGAAGUCUCUUUGCCCGUGGCCAAGGCACCUACCUGGACCCUGAAUGGGGAGACGCUGCAUCCCGGUCCUAAAGUUGUGGUGGAGAAAAUGGGAACCAUUCACAGGCUCACUCUCAAACAAACAUCCGAAGACAUGAGCGGCACUGUGUGCUUUAUCACAGGGAGAGUCAAAAGCACUGCUCAUUUGCAAGUCAUAAGUAACCACUGAGAAACAGCACAUAAGCACUUGUGAUAAUACUCAACUACGCCACUAUUUAAAUACAAAAAAUACCAAAUGAAAUGAUAAAACUAUUAACCGUUUUAAUGUGUCUGAAAAAGAUAGGUCUAUCAUUAAUUUAUUUAAAAAAAAACAACAAAAUAUUUAAAUCUUCAUUAUGCUGUUUUACACAUUAUAUGCUUCUCUACACGGUUCGCCAUUCAUUAUAGAAUCAUUUUUAAGCUUUUCCAAAUUUAUGAUCAAACGCAUUGCGCUUUACAAAAUUAGCACACGAUGUAAUUCAGCUAUGUUGUUACGGCUUAAAAUUUCUUGCACAGUAAUUUGGUAUUUCAUUUUGAAAUUUGUGUACUACUGUAUAUCCUUGUAUAGAUAUCCUUUUGUGUUGUUUUUUUAAUUCUUGUUUUGUGGGAUGCGGAUGAAAGUGAGGUUAAGGUGAAAUAAAAAUGUGCAGGGCCAAAGACGAUCAAAAGAGGGUUUGGGACGGAAAGUAACUUCAGCAUAUAUAACACAUACACUGAAUUCAAGAACACAGACGUUUUACAAAGUAGGGAAACAUUUACUAAUAAAUGAAAAUGGUUUUGAUAGUUUUGUUUGCUUCUGUUGUAAUCAGAAGGUAUGUCACAUUUCUUGCCUUUUACUGAAGUAUAUGAAUAAAGUGCUGCAAUUUUCCCUUGUUAAGCAAUAUCUUUCAAUAAAUUUUAAAAACUAAAUUUCUUGUGGAGUGUGCUAUUUUCUAUUUUAUAGUGAACAGUCAAUACUGUACUGGCGCAAUGUUCCAAAAUAUUGGUUUUUCUCUACGGAAAAAAAGUGCAGUCUUCAUUAACGUGAUGUUCCAAACCGAUAGGCUUGUGACUUUCUUUUCUUAUAUAUAUAUACACACACAAACAUAUACUGUACGCGAUGACACCGGAAGCCAGACCCAUAUUUACAAAUGUCUAAAAGACCCUUUUAGAAACACAUAAGCUAUCAAACAUAUUUGCAUCAAAAAAGCACUGUAAAGUUAAAAAAAAAAAUGUAAUAUGUAACUUUUGGUAAUGUUUGAAGUACUAGUGUACUCUUAUGUCAAUACCACCUUAUCCAAAACAGCAACCAAUUAGUUUCGAUGGCUCUUAUUUAUUUUUAAGUGAUAUAAUACAUUUCCACACCAUGUCUGUUUAAAUCUAUCUGGUUGAAGAUCAUUUACAUAGGCCAUUUCAUCUCGUUAUUGUAAUAAAGUUUUCUUUAUGUAACGCUAGAGGGAGCCAUAAGCGUUCUAAUAAAUUUAAGAAUCGGCGCAGCCUAAGUUUUCAGGCAGCAAGUUUUUUAAUUCCAGGCUUUAUUUUUCUUAAUAAUGCCCCGAGUACCUAUACCAAGAGUUUCUGUUGAGCACAUCAAAAUCGGCUAUGAUAACGGACUUGCUCAUUGCAGAUACUACACAAGUGAAACAAUUCACAAAGCUACAAGCACCGAAGCCUUACCCACUACGGCAUUUUUGUUUCGGAGAACAAAAUAUCAUUACACGUUUGUUAUUCAACAAUUAUAAGAGAAAUGCAUUCGUGGCCCUGUGAGAAUAUUGAAAAGGCGGCAUAUUAUUCAAAACAAGCGCUACCAAGACUAUUACAUAACCUCUGGAAAACACGGGCCUGGGUUGGUCCUGUUGCAUAAGCAGACUAGUGUGAGAAGUCCUACUGAGAUUGAUGAAUAGUCGGACCUUGGAGAAUGUACUAAGUCAGACAUGCGAUUCAGUAACAUGUUCUCCACUGCAAGACUCGAUGUACUCGCGUACCUAUUAAAUUUAGGCUCGAGUUCACUGAUGUUUUAACAUUUCUUAAAUGCUGUUGCUUUUACGUAACAUUUUCAAUGACUGACAUUAUGUGUUUUUUUUUUCAUUUCUUCACAAAAUGUUUACGUUUUUUUUCUUUGGUUUUAAAAAGGUAAAAACUCUUCAUUUAUGUUCACGCAUUUUGUCAAAGACAACCCCAUUAACGUCUACACAAAUCCACAACACAGAGGGUUUGAUUCAAGUACGACAAAAAUCAGUUGCGUUUAAAAAAAAAAACAAAAAAAAAAAAAAACAAAUAACACUCAAGCUGCUCUUUAAACUUUUAUGAAUAACAAAAUCUUUUUUUCUCCAUGGCACAGCACUAUUUUCAUUAAUAUCACAAAUAUAGAGAUGGCAAAUGUUUCGCCAUCACCAAAUCUAUUUAAAAAGUCAAACACUGAAAAAUGGACAAAAACAACACCGGUAUUAAAAACCAUAACAUCAUCUUUCCGCUCUCUCCCGGACACAUGAACAUCACCGUUAUGUCUCGAAACAUCAAUAUUGGCACUUGCAAAACAAUCAACUCAGAUAGUGCCGAGCAAGCAUACGAUCCCCAUUAAGGAAAAGCAUCCAUAUUAAAUGGCAACUAACAAGAAGGCACGUCAACUGCACAUUAACAGGGGCUCUCCAGUCCACAGUACGGUAUGCAAAAAAAAUCACUUUCUCAAUGAACCAUCUGAAAGCUUAGUGAUCUAAUGGAGAGUUAAGGCAUUACAAGUUGAACAUCUGCUUCCACUGACAAAUCAAGAUUCGAUUCCAGUAUUCUUUACUCGUUUUGAUUAAUAUAAUAAUAAACACACAAAUGGCAUACUGUUAUGAAUUUAAAACUAUACAGUAUCAGACAAACUGAUUUUGUAAAUAAGACCACUUUGAUAUUGUCUGACGACGUUUUGCUACAGUAAUUUUAAGGCCGUGGCGAAUGACCUCACAUUAGACAAAAUAAAGCAUACUGUAUAUGAUUUAAAAGGUGCAUUAGCUUAACCUUCAGAGUGAAAACGGGCCGUGUGACACAACAAGUGCCCGACCAAUUUCCCUUUCUUACAUCUGUUCCUUUGUGAAACUUGAAUUUCAAGUGCUGGCUGAUUGCAUCAUGAGCCUUUCUGAUCUGAUUUAGAAUUUGGAGGAAGAAAAGAAAAAAAAAAAAACAAAAUAAAUGGAUAAUGAAUGCUUGUUUUAGGAGUUCAAUAAAGCUGGCUAGAUGAAAAGAAGA
Messenger RNA from Puntigrus tetrazona (Sumatra barb), 13939 nucleotides. RefSeq names its product obscurin like cytoskeletal adaptor 1b (gene obsl1b). The coding region runs from base 495 to 10919 and encodes 3474 amino acids. The transcript is spliced from 39 exons. Gene Ontology annotation, molecular function: protein binding. The record is from RefSeq and is a predicted model, not a curated record. NCBI's taxonomy places the organism in Eukaryota, Metazoa, Chordata, Actinopteri, Cypriniformes, Cyprinidae.